AUGGUAAAAGUAGAACCCUCUGUAGAUGAACUGAUCGGGUUCCAAAUCCAAGUCAAUGUUCAAGAAGACACAUCCAUUUCACAUCCCGUCUGCUUCUUUGCAAAUCUCAGUGGCACAAACUGGACGCAGCUACCGAACAUACAUGAUAUUGAUUUCGUCUUUAACUGUGUGGAGUCCUCAGAGAUUGCCAAAGUGACUGUGUACGUCACUAGCAUUCCAAUGCCCAGCAAGAAGCACAAACGAAUCGCCGCUGAGCUGGUCAUGAUCCCAGGUUAUUCAUGGAGGCCAGAGAUUAGAAUAUGGACGACGCUUAGCCACAACAACUAUCAAGUCCACCUCUGGUUCUCUCCCUUGUAUCCAGGGGCUGAGUACCAUAAAGUACAGCUUCACAGUGAUCGCCAUGAAAACAGUACAGACCUACCAGCACCUUUAGGAAACUUCACCUUUGAAAAUGUGCCUUGUAAGAAGAAUUACAAAAUUCAAAUUAGACCAUAUGACAAUCAAAUGGCUUUAUUAGACCACUAUUUUUCAUCAAAGACUGUUGCAGUUGGAGACUGUGUGGCUACUGUCAGCCGUCAGCCAGAGCCGGUGGUGUCCAAGCUGGUCACCCUCGUCAGUAUUCCUGUUCUCCUGGUGGUGGUUGGCACCAUCACUGGUUUCUUUUUCUUCAGAAGAGAUAGUGUUGACUGUAAACUACGAAGACACUACAGCCCAGCAGAUAGCAGCGAAACAACCCCAAACAACGCAGACUGUACCAUAGUAUUACCUGUGUUUUGCGACGACAGUCUACAGCUCAGAAACGCUGUCCUCUGUUUGAAAAAUCUAAUACAUGCCAUCAGAGGAUGCAAGGCCCAGUUUGCAGAAGAAAACCUGAUGGAAGGUUUCUCAAGUGAUUAUCUGAAAUCUAACAGCUUCUAUCAAGUGGCAAUCAUAUCUAGCAAAAGCUUAAUUCAGAUCUAUGCUGCCCUUGAGAAAAAUCGAUCUCAAGUUCCCAGGCAUUUACAUGUUCAUAACAAUGAAAAUCUUUCUAGAGAAAGUCAGGCUUUCUUGAACUGUGUUUCGUCCUUGGAUAGUAUCCACACCGCAGUAGCCUCAAAUCAGCAACGAAUUAGGAAGCCCAUCCUUAUUUCAUUUUUCCCAGAUAUCGAGACAACUAUUUUAAAUCCAGACAUUCAAGAACAGUUUGUGUUGUCUGAUGUAGUUGAUAUGAAUGGCAAUGUCCAAUGUAUUAUUAGAGAUGCUGAAAUCCGUAAAUUGGUCAACUUUUUACAUGAUAACGACGAAACUCUACUUCAUGAGGAAUUUGCUUCCUCUAGGCCGGAAGCUCAGGACUUAUGUGAAGCGCUCCGUAAUUUGUAUAAAAUGGAAAUGAGAAACAUACCCAACAAAAGAUUAGAGGAGUCCAUUAAGACAUUUAUUGGGGAGGAUGAAAGUGAAAGGCGCUUGGUUAACAAUCGGGAGACGGUUAUGAACUAUUAUAUAUCAGCUCAUAGGGACAACAGGUGUAUUGAUGUUAAUCCUGCAGUUUGGCCAAUGUUGCAGCGUAACCCAAAAGAAACGGUGUUUGAUCCAUAUGACAUACAGUUCCACCAUCACACAUACAUGGAGGGCGAAUUAUCGCUUCCCAAUUCCAGGAUUCACCCUGACAGCGGAUAUGUUUCAUUGGUUCAGUCCGAUCAGGAGCGAUGCUUUUUCACUGUAGGUAAUGUAGCAGAUUUUAUCCCUCCCCUGGAGUCGGAUACUGACAGUGUCGACAAUCAAUCUCUUUGCCAAAAAAUGUUGGAGUUUAAUCAACGAAAUUUGACGAAGUGGAAUGCAGUUACCAGUUAGGUUGUUAUCAGUUCAGUCAUUAAAUGAUGACAUUUUGGUGGUUUUAGAGGUAAACU
This is a messenger RNA of Magallana angulata, 1886 nucleotides long. RefSeq lists its product as uncharacterized. The coding region runs from base 1 to 1830 and encodes 609 amino acids. The record is from RefSeq and is a predicted model, not a curated record. NCBI's taxonomy places the organism in Eukaryota, Metazoa, Mollusca, Bivalvia, Ostreida, Ostreidae. The transcript has 10 exons.